CAUAUCGAGAUUCCGUAUCCGUACAUACAUACAACGUACCACAACCUUCCCCAGCUGCACCACAUGCUAUUGUUCCAACCCGCAAACAUCCAAACACAACGAGCAUGCGGACGCCUCGACCCAGCAUUGAAAUCGAACAACCCCGAAGCUUUCUCCGCAUUUACCCACCCGAUUGCUAGCAGACGACAUAAAUGCAACGAACAUGGACUUGGACCCAACAACAAGAAGCUUGCGUGCCUCCGUAGCCAAGUGGUCCGGGUUCGUGCGCCACGCACUGCUCAAACGCCUCGACCCGGAGAGGUUCGCUGCAUUUGCGCCCAUUCAUUUCUCAGAGCACCCGCUCCCCCCGCUCCUCGUCGCCGACAUCGUCAUCCGCCCGACCCAGCCCGGCAAAUACAGCCUUGACCCGCGCGCGUUCCGGUACUUGGAGGUCUUGCUCAAGCAGGGUCGGGUUGACACCGCUUCUGUGUUACGAGCGCUGUGCAAGUACUCGUCCAUACAUGCAUGGGUGCGCUCGCCACAGGAUGCUGCCGCGUUGCCGGGGGACGGCAUCAAGAAGGAGGAAGGGGCAGAGGAGAAGAAAAGGCCCGGGAUCGCGAGGUAUCAGAACUCGUACCACAUCGAAGAGGCUCUCCUGUGGCGACUCGCGCAGGCCGUGCACCGAGGUACUGGGAUCAAGACGUCCAAGAAUGUGAUCGAGGUGUCCAAGGUGCUGGUCAAAUGGAUGGCGCUGUUUGCCGAGGCCGCUGCGGCCUUCUCCAGGGAGGCGUUUGGCUCUCUGCAGAGCUUGCGGGUAAGGGACGAGGCGGAACGCGCGAAGAACGCUCUUGCUCUUUUCGCCUUUGCCUUCAGCGAGACCCCGGUUGUUUUGUCCGUCCUGAGCCGGCCGGUGUGUAAAGGCAUCUGCAAGUCGCUCUCGAACAGUUUGCGGGCAUUCAUGCCGUGCAUAAUGCACGUGAUGCCCGACGUAGCUGGACGGUUAGAGCUGUUCCGGACCGAAACGCUCUGCAGGUUCCUGCCAUCGGACAGAAAAGAGGCUGAACUGAACAGCUACGUGGACAAUCUCAUAGGCCUCGACAGCUUCCAGGUACCCGAGAUACCGGUUGUCAAUUCUCGAGCCGGCCUCUAUAUCUAUCUCAGUGCUUCGCUCGUGGGACGACCCAUGCUUGACGACGGCGCCCUAUUCACCUAUCUACACAACAGAUACCAGGGAGACAUGCAAUCAGCGGCGGUGCAGCUUAUCCUGGCGUCAUUUGACGUUCUCGCAAACGCCGUUUUCCGCAACGAGGGCCUCAAGACCGGCCACUUGCUUAAAUCCUACGUGGUCAACAAGGUGCCCUUGAUCCUCGUCUCGCUGGCCAAUGCAUCAACCAUUUACCCUUUCAACCCGGAGAUGUGCAUCACGGAAGCCUUGGGUCAGGUGGAUACCAACGUGUUCCCGACUCUAUCCGGCAUGUUCGAGAUGUCGAACACCAACUCUUCAUUUCACGAUUCUGUGCGCCAGGACUUCUGCUUCUCAUGCCAGCUCCACGGAUUGCUCUCACAGUCAGCGAUAGAAAAUCUGCUGGGCGACAUAACUUACCAAUCCUUACCGGACGAGGGCCGUUAUGUAAAGGACAUCCUGGUCCAGUCAUGCCUCCAAGAUGUGGACAAAACGCAGAAGCUGAUCGGGGAACUGGAGAACAUGAACGGAAACGUGGGCGCUGCGGCGCAGGCCGUCAUCGAGGUGAUUGGCAGCCUCUGUCAAAAUAAGGAAACGAUAACUCUCAGCAAGUUGUGCAGUCAACUUGCUACCAAGCCCUUGUCCUUGGACGUCCUCCUCCUUUUUGAUAAGCCGCAGAAGAUCCUACAUCCGCUGUGUGAACUUCUCGACAAUUGGGCUGGAUACGAAGAGGACCAAGGCGAGUACCAGCUGGUGUACGAAGAAUUUGGAUCUAUCCUUCUUCUACUUCUGGCAUUCGUCUACCGGUACAGCCUGUCUGCCCCGGAUCUCGGCAUCCGCUCGCCCGACUCGUUCGUGGGGAAGCUUUUGAGCGGCGACAAUGUCUGCCGCCCUCUAGAGGAGCUCAGCGAGCAGCAGAAAUCUCACCUGAACGGUUGGAUCCACGGGCUGUUCGAGGCCGGCGUUAUCGGAGACGAACUUAUGGCGUCGUGUCCGCCCCAGGACUUUUACUUACUAAUGCCCACGCUGUUCCACCAGAUCGUCCUCGCACUGAGCGCAGGGCGUCUGACGGAUGACAUGCUCAAGGGCGGCCUCGAGUAUUUGGUGGGUGUCCUGCUGUUGCCGUCCUUGGUUCCGGCGAUCCUGUUCUUGUCGAACCAACUGUGGGUGAGCGGACCCCAAAUUCAGCCUGCGAUUAUCAAGAUCCUUCAGGCCAUUAUUCGACCAAGCUCGAUCUCCAAUGAGGCGUCAGCUGUGUUGUCAUCAGUCCUCAACAUCGUCGCCAAGCCGCUCGAACACGCGUUGCGCUCCUACCAGCGCCAAGAUCCCACGUCCCAGGAGGUUGAGCCGCUCCUGCGCGCCAUCAAGGAGAACCUCUUACUCUCCCGACGAACCGGUGGCGCCGAUCACACUGAGCUCGAGUCCUGGACCAGUACACACCAGGCCAACUCCUCAACCGGCAGCUUCAUCCCCCAAGGCGGCCUCUCCGCCGCCAUCCGUCACACCGUCCAGAACCUGGUUCAGUGGGCCCAGCAGCCGCCCUUAACCGGCAUUUCCGCCACAUACACGCAUCGCCAGACCCUCGCAGCCCUCAAGAUGCUCGGCGCGAAACGUCUCCUCUCGCUCCUGGUCGAAGAACUCAAGGGCUUCACCGACACGACGCAAGCAGGCAUCGCUUACGACGUCGUCACGGCGAUGAUCUGCGCGCCCGACGUGACCAAUGAUUCCUCACUAACUGCCGCUGCCGCCGCCGGCUCUCCCGAGGCCAUCGCGCCGCAGCAGAGACGCAUCUCCCUCCGUGAGGCGCUCAAAGCCGAGGCAGACGACUGGCGCAAACUCCAGAAGUGCGAUCCGCUCAUGGCGGAGACGGUCGUGCGGCUCUAUCGGACAGUUGAGGGGCAAAUGGCGCUGCCGCCGCCGCCGGCUUCCGCAGCCAUGCUAGGGGGACAGCCGGAGCUGGGUGGCUUGGGGGUCGAUGUGAGCGGGGAUGUGGGUGCGUUGGGGGAUGCGAUUGCUGCCGCGGCGGCGGCCGCCGGGGAGCAUGGACAUCACGAUGCUAUGAGUCUGGAUGCGACGGGUCUGGAUGCCGCUGGCGUGUCGGAUCUGGGGGCACUAUCCGGGGCGACGGGGGAUUUGUCGCAGGUUGGAGGGUCGACUGGAACAGCAGGCGGUGGCCUGGAUUUGCCGGGGGGGGAUUUCUUUGAUGGGUUAACGGGUGCGAGCGAGUUCGGGGCCGAGUUCUCGAACUGGGAUAUGGACCUGGGUUAGGGAUCCAGGCGACAUGGCAAAUAGGGGGUAUCCGGGUGUCAAGUGGUUCCGGGAGCGUGAUGUGGUGAGCCAGGAGGAAUGCAUACAAGCGGAGUUUUUCUGAAAGGGGAAUUUGGGAAGGACAUUUACAUUGUGGCGUUUUCUGAUCCAAGGGUUACCAGCUAAACCGGUGCA
Messenger RNA from Chaetomium strumarium, 3604 nucleotides. Its product is annotated as mediator complex, subunit Med5. Bases 203 to 3430 code for a protein of 1075 amino acids. The record is from RefSeq and is a predicted model, not a curated record. The transcript is spliced from 6 exons. Lineage: Eukaryota; Fungi; Ascomycota; Sordariomycetes; Sordariales; Chaetomiaceae. Gene Ontology annotation, molecular function: transcription coregulator activity. Gene Ontology annotation, cellular component: mediator complex. Gene Ontology annotation, biological process: regulation of transcription by RNA polymerase II.